This is a messenger RNA of Leptomonas pyrrhocoris, 1557 nucleotides long. RefSeq lists its product as hypothetical. The coding region runs from base 361 to 1557 and encodes 398 amino acids. Lineage: Eukaryota; Euglenozoa; Kinetoplastea; Trypanosomatida; Trypanosomatidae. Gene Ontology annotation, cellular component: mitochondrion. The record is from RefSeq and is a predicted model, not a curated record. The transcript has a single exon.
AGCGUAUUUCUCUGCUGUUGUUAUUUUUUCUUCUUUGCCGCUGUAGUCUUUGGAAGCGUUGAUUACGUCAAAUACCUUCUCUUCUAACUGAAUUCGAGUAUAUUUUUACUCCAGCUGUGUGGAAUUGAAGACGGUUGAAGCCGGUCGCUUUUCUUUUUUUCUAGCCGUACGCGUGUUGUUGUUUUUUCCAUCUCUCUCUCUCCCUCGCGCUUUACCCUUCCUCGUUCUCUGUGCGUUUCAGUGCUGUUCAUCGCGGCUUUUCUUCACCUAUUCAGAUGUGAGGUCUUUCUUUUGGUCUGGCCUUGCUCUUCUUCUUUGUUUUCUCUUUUUUUCCCUUCCGUUGUUCCUUGUCGAAGCGCCAUGCGUGUUCUGACGAAGUUCGCAGCAGCGUCUGCCAUCGUUGUCGGUGGUGGUGCGGCUGGUCUUCUCUACUACCAACGAGCUAACAAAUCAACGAGCGGUGCGGCCAACAAACCGAAAGAACUGAGCGCAAAGGAAUUCAACGGUUUGCAGGAUGCUGAUUUUCUAAAGGACGCACUCAGCGCGCAGCACCUCCCAUGGACCUACCACCACAUGAAAAGCAACUACGCCGACCUCAAAGACACCCUCACGAGGCGAACAUCGCCGUUGUCAGAGGUCGGAGAAGCCGCCUCGUACACCCCCUCGCCCUCCGACGUGAAACUGAUCUUUUACCGUCUCCUCGGGUGUCCGUACUGUGCCAAGGUGGAGUCUGUGCUUCAGUUUAGCGACGUCCCGUACGAGGAGGUCUGGAUCGACCCGAUCACCGGCGACGGGCUGCCUGACCGGCGCUACCCACUCGCUCCGCAGCUGUACUUCACGCCCCUCGCCACCCCCUCAGUGCCUCCGGCGUUGGAGACGGAGGCGGCGGUGAAGAAGCAGCAGAACAAAUCGGGUGCCUUCGUGGUGGACUCGGCGGCCAUCGCGACCGCCUUGGCGAAGCCGCUCGGCUACACCGCCGAUCUCGCCAACCCACACACGGGCGAGACACGUGACUGGAUCACGAACCACUUCCACGGCGCCUCCUUCGCCAUUACGAACAGCACCUUCCGCAACUCGUACGCCACCUACACCUACGUUACCCCAAGCAAGUAUCAAAACUUUUUCUAUCACGUCAUCGGCAGUGGUGCGCUGUCGAUGCUGUCACGGGUGAAGAUUCAACCGCGGCUGAUCGCCAAGAUGGAGGAGCCGGCGGCGGACACGCAGCCCAUUCCGGAUGCUUCGAACCUGAGCGAGUCGACGGGGUUGUGGAUGCUGCCGGAGGAGACGAAGAAGGCGCUGGCGGCCACCAUGCGCAAAGGCACGGCGGAAGAAUGGCUGAGGGCGGAGCUGGAGAUCUUUCUGGCGCGUCGUCCCGCACGUGCGGUCUUCCACGGUGGUGCGAACCCCGACCUGGCGGAUGUGGAGAUGUACGGCGUCUCACGCGUGGUAGACCAACAUCCUCGACUGGGCCGCGUCGUGCGCGAGGGUGCGUUUGGAGAAUGGCAGAGAGCCAUGCAAGCGAAGUUGAAGGAGACAACCGGCACCGUGUACGCUUGA